Messenger RNA from Adineta ricciae, 654 nucleotides. The record is from the annotation of a GenBank genome assembly. NCBI's taxonomy places the organism in Eukaryota, Metazoa, Rotifera, Eurotatoria, Adinetida, Adinetidae.
AUGAAUUUCUUCGGGUUUCCUUUAACUUCAGUUGAAUUUCAUCCAUAUGAGGUAUCUACUGAUACACGGAAAGAGGCGGUGGUGAAAGACAGAUCGUUGAAAUGGAUAUUAAUCAAUAGUUUACCACUUUAUGAUCAAACAAAUGAGAUUCCAUCAUUCAACGGAUACAAAAAGAUAGUUCUUGAUCGUACACUUGAUUAUGCUAAACUGUUCAACGUCAGUAAAGUGCAUUUAGUAGUGACAGAAGUAAAGGAUGAUUCGGAUCGAUCAAGGAUCAUCGAUCUUGUACACCAAGCAGCUCAGUUCUUUCAACCACAUCGUAUUUUAUGCCUGAUUGAGCCACUUUCAACACGAUCGAACUACUAUUUACAAUCGUAUUCGACAGCAAUGAGUAUUGUUCAGUCAUCUAACAGCAAUAAUCUGAAAAUCAUGUUGGAUUCAUUCCAUCUUCAACGAUUACAUGGAAACUUACCUGAAAGAGUCAAAGAAUUAACUCCGUUCGUUGGACACGUUCAAAUUUCACAAACGCCAAACCGUGACUGUCCUAUGAGCGAAAAUGGUGAAGUUACUCAUCGAUAUUUUCUAUUUAACCUUAUUAUACUAUUCUAUCAAGAUUCCAUCGGUUUAGAAUAUAACUGUGACAAACCAAUGUGA